This is a messenger RNA of Diorhabda carinulata, 657 nucleotides long. Its product is annotated as histone H1, gonadal-like. Gene Ontology annotation, biological process: nucleosome assembly. The record is from RefSeq and is a predicted model, not a curated record. The transcript is spliced from 4 exons. NCBI's taxonomy places the organism in Eukaryota, Metazoa, Arthropoda, Insecta, Coleoptera, Chrysomelidae. Bases 16 to 597 code for a protein of 193 amino acids. Gene Ontology annotation, molecular function: DNA binding. Gene Ontology annotation, cellular component: nucleosome.
GUCACUAUUUCCACGAUGACCUCUCUUCUAUCGAAAUUUGUAGAUACUAUCGUCAGUUUUAAGGACCGUAAAGGUUCAUCUCUCGAAGAAAUACUCAACAAUAUUAAUUCUCAAAGGAAGAACAAGCUGAAAAUCAACUCUCUGCAUGUUAAAAAGGCGCUGGAAAUCGGCGUAAAAACUGGUCUUCUCAAAAAGUCAAACGGAAAAUUCAAAUUAGGUAUUGAGACGAAGUAUUACGACUUACUUAAAAACUUCAGGUAUGUAGCUAAAAGAUGGUCCACUUUCAAAGAAAAGCGACGGAACGGUAGAAGUCAGCAGGGAAAACAACACAGGCGUGGAAAAAAUAUAAAGACAUCAAAAGUCUCACGAUUGUCGACUAAAGCCAGAAACUUAAAACUACCGAUAAAACAAUUACGUAGUCGCGGACGGCGUGAUAAAAAUACCAGUACAUGUUGUAGACGAAAAGGAAUAAAACGAAAAUAUGAUAAUUACACGAGCGCAGUGGUGUCGGAUCGUAGUAGACGUCCAAGACGCAAAGGAAGAAAGAGAAGGCAGCGUCGACCACGACGACCAUCGAAAUAUGGAAGGAAAUAUUAAUAUUAUUAAUCUAUGGAAAAUUAUUUGUUAUUACUAGAACAUUAUAUUUUCUCCACUUAA